AUGGACGACGACGAUGAAAACGACGACGACGGGUCGAGAAGCUCAAAUUGGGAGAGCAAGAGGAGGAAGCGGAGGGAAGACGCGUGCGACGCGUUCGUCUCGUCUUUACCGUCGUCGUCGUCGACAUCAAUAUCGAAGCGAAAAUUGAAUUCGGAAUUCACUCCGAGAGAGCAAAUUGAAAUCGUUUUGCACGCGUUUUUGAUGUCCACGAAUAAUGGCUCUUCUUCCGUCUGCGAGGCGCACAAAUCCUUGAAACUGCUGGAGGAACGUCAUAAGGUGUUGACGCUGAGCGAGGAAACGAGAGCGACGUUAUUCAAUCAUUUGAGAAAAAUGGCAAACGCAGACGCGAUUGAGGUGAGAGAUAUUUUGCACGUUUUGAAAGGAACGAACAAGGAAAAGUCUACAUGGAAAACAGAACGGAUGGAUGAAAAAAUAUCCACGGUAUUGGAAUUGCUCUAUGCGAUGCGAGAGUCACCUCGAGCGUGGGUGAUUGGCGAGAAAAGUGUGGAACGUUUCAUAGAAGCGUUGGUGGAAAAUUUUGAACACAGAAGACGCGGGGGAGAACCCGGCGAGGAAAAAAGCGAAACCGACGGCGAGGACGGCGAGAAGAAGUUCUGGAUAUUGAGGUCCGAUGAUGAUUACAACGUUUGGAAUUAUAUGGAAACGGUGAGGAGCAUGGUAAAGUCUCUGAGGUUAGCGGCACAUCCGAACACGUUGUUGUUGAUGUCUUCGGCGGCGUCGUUUGCUGGUGGUAGUGGUGGCGAUGAGAUCGAUGGUGCGACGACUACCGCGGACCGACGCGCGCAUGAAAAUAGAGGAGAAGGCGAACACGGAGGAGAUGGAAACGACGACGACGACGAUAACGAGAGAAAUAAAGUAAAGAAUAAAACGGACGAAGAACUGGAAGAAGACGAGCGCGUCGAACAAUAUCGGGCAGGGUAUAAAAAUUUGGAAAACAACCGGUGCGCUUCGAGCGCGAGGGCGUUUGCAGCCAUAUUCGAACAAAUACAGUUACGAUGGAUGCAUGAACAUGGAUCCGAGAUCCUAGGGAAUGAGGGGGGAUGGUCAUUGCCAGAAGAUGAUAUUGUAUUUCAAAAGGAAAUACACGCGCUGAUUGAAGAAAUUAACGCGUGCAUUCCUGAACGCAUAGAUAGUUUUGACUCAUUCGCAAACGGAUUGGACGCGAACAGAGUGUGGGCAAACGCGUGCGGAUUCGCGCUCCGAAAGUGCAUGGAGGCUUUGGAGGACAAAGACGACCCGAUUCGUGCGAAAGAGUUUGACCUUCUGGAACGUAAGAUGCGAGGCAGUAUUGAUAGCAGAUUGGUCGCGUUGGCUGUCGUUGAAGGAAUGUUCCUGAAAGGCAAAGAAGAGAAAGAGAAAGACGAAGCCUGGAAUGGAUAUCGAAAUGAAAUAUUCUUCUUGGAGCCUUCGCAAGGGAUCAUUCUCGCACACGAUAUCUUGAAAUGUAUAGCAAAUACUAGAAUCGUCAUGGAUGACGACGGAGACGAUGACGAUGACGACGGCGACGACGAAGAGGAAGAAGAGACUGAUGAAAAUUCUGAUCAUCACCAAAAGCGAAGCGAUUGCAUCGUGAAUGUUGGCAUGGAUGCGCUUCGCGCGCUUGCCGUGAAAUUAGACUCAGUGUCCGUGCAAGCGGUGCUGAAAUCGUGGCUAGAGCCUCGAUUAAAGAGCCAAAAAUUACACCUCGGAGGAGAUGUAGCGAACGAAAACGACAAAAACAACAAUAACAACGACGAGGAUGGAAAGAACAGGAACGAUGACUUUUCAUACUUCCUCGGUAAGAAGCAAUUAGAUGCGAUGGCGUUUGCGAUGAUUCCAAAAUCCGACCGUCUCACCUCCUCGGCUGGCUUUGCGCUCGUUCGAGCCUCGCUCGAACUUUCAAGUUUUCUCGAAGAACUUUCUCAAAACGUAGACAAUUUUAACCGGAGCGUGAACGUAAACGCCGACAAAAAGAGCGAGACGGUGGAUGUGCACAUUUCGGACGAAGUCGCGUAUAACACUUCGAGUUUGUUCGCGACCGCAGCAGCGUUGAGAAUAUGUGUCAUCGAUAGAAAAGCGUCUGAAGACGAUUCAUUUCGUCGACUCCUCGCGCUCGUUGAUGUCGAAGCGUGCCUAGAUGCGAGGACACGUCAAAAAGCAGACCUGGAGUUGUGCAGAAUUCCAGCCUCUAAAUGGGUCGCCGCUUGUUCUCGAUGUCUAAAAAAUUCAGAGCCACUUUUGAACAAAAUGCAAAGCGGCAAUUCCAUAAUCGACGACGACGAUAAGCACAACGAUAGUUAUAGCGAGCGCAUGAUUGCUGAACGACGAGUUUCAAUUACAAAGCGUGCCGCACAGGCCAUCGCCAAAGCGGCGAGCAAUGGCUCUUCCUCCAUGCCGCCCGAUAAUAUCGCGCACAUGUUGGUUACGUCGAAAUGCUUGCGUUUAUGCUCGGAAGUUGCCUCGAGCCUUGCCGGCGGUAAAUUGAUCACCACACCAGCAAGCGGUGCUAAAUCUACGCCGCGAGUGAUGAGAAACGACGACGAUGAUGACGACGAAAUAAGCUUCUUGAGCUUGCCGAAAGAGUCUCGCGCGGCUAUGGUCGGAGCGUGCAUAUCCCUUUUGAACUGCGCCUAUCUUUUACCGGCGAACACCUACGCGAGACAAAGUAUUUGGGAUGCAAUGUUCGCUACUUCAGGACGUGUACUCGCAACGAAAUGGGCUCUCGAACGCGCGAAUGAAUGGAACGAUCUUCGGGCAAUCAACCCGGCGCUGCGAUUUGCAGCGGCGCUCGACGACGAUACUUCGUUGAUGCUUGGUCGUUCCACGUUCAACUUGAAAAACGUCGAUGAGGAAGAGCAGCGUCAAAUUUCGAUUCAAACUUCGAGGAAUGUUGCCAUUGCACAUGUCGUCGCCGCGGCGUGGUCGAACGGUGUCGAUGAUGAAGCCUCUAUGGAUAGAGAAAACUACGCGGUCAAAGAAGAUGACGUUCUACAUGCCAUCUCUGCCAUCUCGAGAGAUGCCGCAUUUGCGCGUUCGUCGUCCUCGAACACGCACACGCACAAUCAAAUGGCAUCUUUCCUAACAAUUUUUACCAACGAAGACGAAGAUGAGGCCAGCAAUAACGCCAGAGCAACCUUUGCGAGUCUUCGAGGGAGAGCUGAACUCGUCUCGCGCGGAUUCUCUCACUUCAAGAAGAAAGCUUUCUCUUCGCAAAAUUUGUUGUCCUUAUACAAAACGGCGAUGCACUUUUGCUUAGCAUCCGCGGCUUCUGCCGAUUCGUCGAUACUCGAUGAAGGUAAAGGUGGAGGAAAUCUCGACCCAGAUGCCAGAACUAUUGUCAACGAUCGCGGGGCGCUUUCUCCCGGCGCGGUCGUCCUCGUCGCGUCUGAAACAAUCGAAGCCUUAUCGGACGAAAUUAGAAAGUGCGAAAGCGGAGAUCAACAACAAAGCAAAGAUCAAAGCACCACCAUAGCUGAUGCAGAAAUGGUGUGUUUGCUGUUUUUGGACGGUUUACGAGCCGUUCGUGUUGUGUGUGAACUCGAAGUGCCCGGACCGGUGAUGGCUGGGAGACUCGCGAUGGCGUCCGCGUCCACUCUGUUGUCGUUAUCGGUCGUCUUUGCAAAAUUCAGCAACCAGAACUUGCAAGAUAUUGCCAGACGAAAGAACAUGCUGGAGAUGUGCAUUCAAGGAAUCGAUGCCUUGAUUGAUUGCAAGGCUGUGUACGCCUCGCCUCGACGAUGUAAGGCGCUACUCGACGCCGCAACGGCUGCCGCAAAACGCACUUCGGCGCUUUCCGCUGAAGAAAUGAUAUCGCAAGCGAAUACAACAACUACAACUACCGCACCCACUACUAUAGCGCCCGCCGUCAACAAUGAAGGGAGUACUAAAGAGAAGAAGAUGGACAUUUCUAGAAGCUUUGAUGCGAGAAGACUUCGACGGAAACGCAGGAUUAAUCGAGGCGGACGCGUGAAAAUGUCAGCAUCUUCUAAGCGGCGCGAACAACAAUCGGCACUGCAACGGUCCGGUGCCGUCGGUCGUAAACGUUCUCGAGAUAUUCGAAACUACGAAGUCGCUUCAGACUCGGACGGUACCGACGACGACGAUGACUAUUACGACGAUGACGGCGAAGAAGGCAACGACGGCGGAGGCUACGGCGCGGCAGCAAUCAUGGAAGAGUUCGAACCAUCCGAUAUCGACGAAUCCGACGACGACGAUUCGGACGACAACAACGACAAUAACGACGGUGGUUUUGGUAUGCGCGGUGGUGGUAUCACCGGAUGGGGCUAA
Bathycoccus prasinos is the source of this 4287-nucleotide messenger RNA. RefSeq lists its product with no specific name. The coding region runs from base 1 to 4287 and encodes 1428 amino acids. The record is from RefSeq and is a predicted model, not a curated record. Lineage: Eukaryota; Viridiplantae; Chlorophyta; Mamiellophyceae; Mamiellales; Bathycoccaceae. The transcript has a single exon.